Apiotrichum porosum is the source of this 1803-nucleotide messenger RNA. RefSeq lists its product as uncharacterized. The transcript has 2 exons. Gene Ontology annotation, molecular function: mannosyltransferase activity. The record is from RefSeq and is a predicted model, not a curated record. Bases 1 to 1803 code for a protein of 600 amino acids. Gene Ontology annotation, biological process: mannosyl-inositol phosphorylceramide biosynthetic process. Lineage: Eukaryota; Fungi; Basidiomycota; Tremellomycetes; Trichosporonales; Trichosporonaceae.
AUGUCGUUUGCAUCCCGCGGCCUCCGCACGAGCCACACAAAACCCGCAUCGCGCGCUCGCCGGGCGGUCCUCAUCUUUGUGGUCCUCCUAGGCCUCGUACUCUUGGGCACCGUCAUUGUGCUAUCCACCGUCAAGCUCUACUUUGGCGUCCCCAGCUCAGUCAUGCUCACCGAGGCCGAAGUUCCAUGGGAUCCGGCACAUGUGAUCCCCAAGCUUCGCGAGGCUAUCGACGAGUCCGUGGAGCAAGUCGAAGAGCGCCAGGAGUGGGACGGCGAUGACGCUGUGGAGGAGACUGCCGCCCCAACCACCCGUCCUCCCACCGAGACUGCCAGCAACCUUGACACCCCUUGGGGCGACGAUGCCGUGGCCAGUGACACUGACCUGGCCGCUUCCGUCGACGGCGUCCCUGCCGACGACUCCACCGUCUGGGGUAUCGACGGCAAGGGUACUGGUGGUUACUGGAUGCGUGCCGACUGGGACGGCACCGUCGCCGACACUGAUUCAUGGGAAAACCUCUACAACGUGUCUCUCCAGGAAGGCGAGAGGAUGCCGAGAAUCAUUCACCAGACUUGGAAGAGCAAUGUGCUCCCCGAAAAGUGGCGUGUGGCGUGGCGUCAAUGUCGUGAGGGCAUGCCCGACUACACGUUCAAGCUCUGGACCGACGACAUGUCCCGCGAGUUCAUGGCCAAGCACUACCCCGACGAGCUCGAAAUGUUUGAUGGCUACCCUUACCCCAUCCAGCGUGCCGACUCGAUCCGUUACUUCCUCCUGCACCACUUUGGUGGUGUCUACAUGGACCUCGACAUUGGCUGUCGUCGCCGGAUCGACCCUCUACUCACCGGGGAAUGGGAUGUUCUGCUCCCUAUUACCGCCCCUGUCGGCGUCUCCAACGACCUGCUCGUUUCGACUACCGGCAGCGCCUUCUUCAAGCAGACGAUUGACAAUCUGAAAAAGUUCAACCACAACUACGUUAUGCCCUACGCCACGGUCAUGUUCUCCACUGGACCCAUGUUCCUCUCGGCCCAGCGUGCCGUGUACUCACACAAGCACGACGCGCACGAGCUCCGCGUCCUGCCCACCUCGCUGUACGGCAAGAAUGCCCCUUACGAGGCUGUUCCCCACUCGUUCUUCUCGCACCUGUAUGGGUCGUCCUGGCAUGCCGACGACGCAGGCUUCAUCACCUGGUUGGGCCGUUGGGGCAAGAACCUCAUGAUCGUCGGCGGCGUCGUCCUGCUCUUUGGCUGUCUGCGUCUCCUCUGGUCCAAGGCCACCUCGCCAGGCGGCCUGCGCUCCAUCUUCAACGGUCGCGACCAGCAGUACCAGCUUCUUCCUGUGCUGGGCUCUAUCCCCGAGAGCGGCCGCUCGUCGCCCACUCUGUCACUUGGCUCGGGUGGUCCCCUCUCGCCUACAUAUGAACAGCAAGGUCCAGACUGGCCUGGCGCCCUGCGCCGGGCUGGCAACAUUCUGCUUGCGGCUCCCGCGACCCUGCUGCCAACCACUGGACGGCGGCAGCGCGGCUGGCUGUUCUUUGCGCCGGCAGCGUUCCAGCCUCAUCACGGCCGUAGGCGUACAGCGUCCGAGGCCUCCCAGCUUCCUCUGCGCCGCCCUCGCGACUCGUCGCGGACGCCCAACCCGCCGCCGCCCUAUGAGCACACCGAGGUUGCGCCCAGCGAUGGCAUGGAGGAGGUUGACGAGUUCCUCAAGCAGGCCGACGACGAGUCGAGCAGUAGCACUGCCCGCGAGGACGGUCCCUCGUCCCAGUCGAGCUCGGCAAAGUGGAACGACUGGAAGGACCCCGAGUAA